Messenger RNA from Linum tenue, 1045 nucleotides. Lineage: Eukaryota; Viridiplantae; Streptophyta; Magnoliopsida; Malpighiales; Linaceae. The record is from the annotation of a GenBank genome assembly.
CCACCACCAACGCACGAGUAGCUUUGUAGAGAUUCUUCUUCCUCACCGCAAACCGCAAUCCUCCCGGCGGCGAUUCUUCUUCCUCACCCAGUCCCCGCCAGAUCCGCACCAUUCCCUCGCUCGCUACCCGGCGGCGAUUCUUCUUCCUCAUCCAUACCUAACGAUUCUUCUGUUCCUCUCGACGUUGCACAACACCAAGAGACGAGAGAUUCCGAGCUUCAUAGAUUGACACCGACGACGCUUCCCCUGACCUAACAUCCAGAUUCGCACCUCCGCCGGCCUCCGCAUCCCGGCUCACACCGUCGUUCUGGUCGAGUGUGAUGAUGUUGAAAUGGAUUCCUCAAGUGGGGAGGAGAUGGAAGUCGAAAUGGAUGCAAGUACGAGCAAGAUGGCUGCUAGUGAUCAUACUGGUUCAGCUUCGACUUGCAUCAUUAGUAAUUGAAAGGAAUGGACGUUCAGUCCCAUGGGUUAUAGUUAUUAAAGUAUUGUCCCACUGUGAAAAAGUAUUGUCCCAGUUGCUGCCUUCAUUUACCUACUGGUUGGUGAAAAUCUAUUCUUACAGGUUGGUGGAAACUACAAGGAAGCCAUCAAAGCCGAAGUAUUUGUUUGGAUCUUUUGCUGAACUUGACCAUGAGAAUGUGGAGACUACAAUUCAGAAUGGGUGCUGAAGUUUUUUGGUGUGCUUUGUAGAAGAUUUUAGUUAGCCUAUUUGUGGAGAUGCAAGGCAUGGGGAAAUCGGGCCUUCGCUUAUCUUGAUGUUCUUGUGGGUAGUUUCUAGUUGGAACUUUCAAUGGCAUAGACAAGUACUUGCUUUGUUUGCAUCAGCUUAACGUAGUUUUCAUUAGUCUUUGUAAAGAAGAGUUUUGUUGAGCAUAUGCUCUGUUUUGGUGGCAGGAAACAGAGCAAUGUGGAGAGGAACCCUGCCAUUUUUUUUUUUUUUGCUAUUAUUUCAAAACUACAACAGAUAACUAAGAAUAUGGAGCAUAUGCUCUGUUUUGGACUUUUGGUGGCAGGAAACGGAGCAAUGUGGAGGGGAACCCUUGCC